GCUGGCGCCAGCACCGACUACGCCAAGGGACUUUGUUCCAGUUCCAGCACCCUCGCAGGAUACAUUCCCUGCUGUGUCGCUGGACGCCAACGUCAACCUCGAGGUGGGGGAGCUGCCGAUGGCCAAUCCCGUGAGGAAGAAGAAGCGCCCGGCACCGGAGAAAGACUCGGAUCGAGCCAAGCGCCCAAG
Molecule: messenger RNA, 189 nt
Organism: Symbiodinium sp. CCMP2456
Lineage: Eukaryota; Dinophyceae; Suessiales; Symbiodiniaceae
Source: the annotation of a GenBank genome assembly